Zeugodacus cucurbitae (melon fly) is the source of this 734-nucleotide messenger RNA. RefSeq lists its product as uncharacterized. The transcript is spliced from 3 exons. NCBI's taxonomy places the organism in Eukaryota, Metazoa, Arthropoda, Insecta, Diptera, Tephritidae. The coding region runs from base 93 to 380 and encodes 95 amino acids. The record is from RefSeq and is a predicted model, not a curated record.
UAAUUUUAGAAACGACUCGUGCUUUAUAUAAGUGCAACGAAGUAUUUAUUUUUUAUUUUUAUAAAUUCUGUAUCAGCGGAAGUUAUUACAAAAUGCAUUUGGUGAAAAAGAGUGCUACUUAUUUGGUGAUCUUUCUGGUGCUACUUGCUUUCUGCACACAGGAAUCGGAGGCGACCAGACGUGUAAUGCGCGGACGUAGAACACUUACGCGUCGCUACUUUACUGGUCUCGCUAUUCCUGGCUGGCUACUCGCCGUACUCAUAGGCAUUGCCGAACUCAUACUCGGCGGUGCGCUCUACUUAGUCUUGAAUCGCAUGAUACUUGCCAAGUCCACACAGGAGACGAACACAUACACACCAGCGAAACAACAAGAAGUUUAAACGAAAGUUUUCGAAUCUAACAUUAAAUAAAAGAUAAAUGAAAUUCUGUAUGAACUAGACACAUUCAUAAAUAGGCAACUGCAAUAAAAAUAAGUCAACAAAAACAAUAAACACAAUACAAUAUACAGAGUUAUAUGGGAAACCUCACAGCCAAACUGGUGACUGAUUCAAACGACCUGAUAUGCAGUGUAUAUCAUUAACAUUAGUAAUAACAUUAUUUAUAUUUUUUGUAAUUAAUGACAAUAGCAAAUAACCAUUACCAUACCAACAAAGAAAGCUUUAACUCAAGCGCAUUCAUUUCGAUUGUUAUUUUUUUUUUAUAAAAUCAUAAUAAACGAUCUUAAACGAUCGGAA